GUGUUUCAUAGUUACGCCGAUUGCCGCACAUUGACUAACGGGAAGCGAUUACGGAGCAGGUAGGAAUAGAACGACGGAGCCUGAUUUCAAACAUCAAGAAGAUUACUCAGAUCCCUGUUCUUCAUCAAUCUUUCAAUUCUCCUCUCCUCCUUACUUCUCCUCUUUACUUUGCUUUGUUAGCUUUUGGUUUUCCUCGCUUAAUCUAUGACGAUGAGAGGCUCGCGGUACCCUCGAGCGGUUUCCCGACGGAAAUCUUCGUCGUGUUCAUUGGUAUUGACGGUGUUCCUAUCCCUUUCUAUGGUCGUUCUUGUGCUUCUCUCCCUCGGCAUUUUGUCCCUUCCUAUCAAAUCCAAAGAUGCGCCCAAAGUGGAGCGUCGCUCCGAUCGAUCAGUUUACGAGACGACGGGGCUAGGAGAGCAGUGGGUGGAGGUGAUCUCUUGGGAACCUAGGGCUUUCAUCUACCAUAACUUUUUGUCUAAGGAGGAAUGCAAGUACUUAAUUGAAUUGGCAAAGCCUCAUAUGGAGAAGUCAUCUGUUGUUGACAGUGCUACUGGCCACAGCAAGGAUAGCAGGGUGCGCACAAGUUCAGGCACAUUUCUUAUAAGAGGAAGAGACAAGAUGAUUCGGUCUAUUGAGAAACGACUAUCAGAUUUCACUUUCUUACCUGUUGAGAAUGGAGAGGGCCUUCAGGUUCUCCAUUAUGAAGUUGGUCAGAAAUAUGAUUCUCACUAUGAUUACUUCCUUGAUGAGUUUAAUACUAAGAAUGGGGGUCAGCGCAUAGCUACUGUUCUAAUGUAUCUUUCUGAUGUUGAGGAAGGUGGUGAGACGGUAUUUCCAUCAGCCAAAGUAAAUAGCAGUUCUUUGCCAUGGUAUAAUGAAUUAUCAGAGUGUGGUAAAAGCGGUUUGUCUGUUAAACCAAAGAUGGGUGAUGCACUGCUUUUCUGGAGCAUGAAGCCUGAUGCAACGUUAGAUCCAUUUAGUUUGCAUGGUGGAUGUCCUGUGAUUAGUGGAAAUAAGUGGUCUUCCACAAAAUGGUUCCGUGUUGAUGAAUUCAAGGUGUAAUCUAAACAAGAAAGGUUUGAACUUUCAGGCAGGCCCAAUGAUUGAUUCCGGUAUAACUCUCACAAUAGAUACUGAUUCUUUGAUGUCCUCAAACCUUCAGUAUUACAUACCAUUAGUUAAUUUGUACUUCUGGACUUCAACAGGAUACACUGAUUCUUUAAUUGAUUGCCUUUAUUUUGAGAAAAAAAGUCUGUUGUAGGAAGUAUGAGGUAAAUUGUAUUCCAGGCAUUUCCUUCAACAUCUCUUUUUAUUAUCUCCGUGAGAAUGGUUAUUGUAUUCUUUUAUUGCCC
Molecule: messenger RNA, 1352 nt
Organism: Dendrobium catenatum
Lineage: Eukaryota; Viridiplantae; Streptophyta; Magnoliopsida; Asparagales; Orchidaceae
Product: probable prolyl 4-hydroxylase 10
Exons: 8
Coding region: 205-1062 (285 amino acids)
Biological process (GO): peptidyl-proline hydroxylation to 4-hydroxy-L-proline
Cellular component (GO): endoplasmic reticulum
Molecular function (GO): procollagen-proline 4-dioxygenase activity; L-ascorbic acid binding; iron ion binding
Source: RefSeq, a predicted model, not a curated record